Metschnikowia bicuspidata var. bicuspidata NRRL YB-4993 is the source of this 3091-nucleotide messenger RNA. RefSeq lists its product as uncharacterized. Gene Ontology annotation, biological process: protein ubiquitination; ubiquitin-dependent protein catabolic process. Lineage: Eukaryota; Fungi; Ascomycota; Pichiomycetes; Serinales; Metschnikowiaceae. Gene Ontology annotation, molecular function: ubiquitin protein ligase activity; zinc ion binding. The transcript has 2 exons. The record is from RefSeq and is a predicted model, not a curated record. Bases 91 to 2754 code for a protein of 887 amino acids. Gene Ontology annotation, cellular component: nucleus.
GCGCGCCCCAAGAAACCCCCAAAGGCUUUCGCAAUCUCGUCUACUAUCGCUUCUUCCUCAACGCUGGUUCAUGCCCCGUAUGUAUUGGUGAUGCUGCGCUUUGUAAACACCCCCCUUUCUCGUAGGCCGUCUCUGGCAUCCAGCGACAGUGACGAGGACUCGUUCACACACGACUUGGACCAGAUCGGGCGCUUCAAUCUCCCGAGCCUCCCGAGCCUCCCGUCGUUCGACUUGGCCGAUGUGCUGAACUACAUAACUCAACAGGUGCAAAACGCCACGCGUUCCAUCGACAUGGACCUGGUGCUGGGCAACUUCCCGCUGCAGGCCAGCAUGGUCAACUCGGUGAAAACGGCGUUGGCCACGCGGAUCCAGAUGCGGUCGUUUUUGUCGGACAUCAAGGGGGGCUUGACGCUCCAGGCGGCGCUUGCGCGGCUCGAGCCGAUUUCACGGCACAUCCACGAGGCCAUGGGCCUGCCGUUUGGAGAAGAGGAUGGGGACGGAGAAGGAAGUGGAGAAGGAAGUGGAAUUCGAGAUGGAGACGGGAUUCAAGAUGGAAGUGGAGAUGGAAUUCAAGAUGGAAAUGGAAAUGUAACUGGAAAUGGAAAUGGAACUGGAACUGGAACUGGAACUGGAACUGGAACUGGAAAUGUAACUGGAAAUGGAAAUGUAACUGGAACUGGAACUGGAACUGGAACUGGAACUGGAACUGGAANUGGAACUGGAACUGGAACUGGAACUGGAACUGGAACUGGAACUGGAACUGGAACUGGAACUGGAACUGGAACUGGAACUGGAACUGGAACUGGAAAUGGAAAUGUAACUGGAAAUGGAACUGGAACUGGGAAUUCUGGAGAUGGAAUUCAAAAUGCAAACGCAAAUCGAAACGCAGACCAAAACCCAAAUGCAGACGCAAACACGGCCAGCUCCGCCCCCCAAACGCGGCGCCGGCGGGACACGGAGCCGGGGGGCGUGGGUGCCGUGGUCAACAUCGAACAGCCGUUUGUCGGCGACUUGGUGCUCCCACAGACCGCCACGAUCCGCGGCGUUUUGCACCCCACGGCCACCAGGAGAAUCCGGCGGAGAGAGGCCCCCGCCCCCAUGGCCCGUAUUCUUUCGGACGGCUGCGGCAGCUCCACGGAUUUGGACUCGGUGGACGAGCUUACGCGGCAGGAGGCCGAGGUGCUCACGCGCUUGGACUCGCUCGACGACUUCUUCGACGAAGCCAUGCUCCGGCGCAAGAUCCAGCGCAUCCACGGCGCGGCGCACUUGAGCCAGCACCUGAAGAACAAGCUCGUGACGAAGUUGAUGAUGGGCAACUACUACAAGUACAUCAACGAGCGGAUGGGACUCGAGGGGGCGAGGAAGGUUUUGGAGGGGGAGGGGAAGAGUGUGGAGGGGAUGGAUGGGAGUGUCGCCAGAAAAGACGUCGGAAGUGUCGCAGGGAAUGACGUUGUGAAGACAACAGAGACGAGUGUGGAGGCAACGUCGCAGCGUGGAAGCGGCACAGACCACAUGGGCGCCGGUAACACCGAUGGAAUCAGCCCCACCGACGACACCAACAUCGACACCAACAUCGACACCAACAUCGACGACGACGAGGUCGUUCUCUCCGAACUCGACACGCUUCCCUCCUUUCACUCCGCCAACGUGUUGGGCUGCGUGCACUACCAGCGCAACUGCAAGCUCGAGUGCCCCACGUGCUUCCGGUGGUUCCCCUGCCGGUUCUGCCACGACGCCGCCGUCCCCGACCACAAGCUCUCGCGCAGCGACGUCAGGCACGUCUUGUGCAUGCGCUGCAACACGCCGCAGGUGCCCGACACCAACUACUGCGUCAACUGCGAGGAGGAGUUGGCCAACUACUUCUGCCGCAAGUGCGUGCUCUACGACAACGACACGUCCAAGGACAUCUACCACUGCGACAAGUGCGGCAUCUGCCGGCUCGGGCUCGGGCUCUCCAAGGACUACUUCCACUGCGACACGUGCAACAUCUGCCUCCUGAUCGACUUGCGGGACCACCACAAGUGCAUGUCCAACACCACCCACUGCAACUGCCCCAUCUGCAACGAGUACCUCUUCACCAGCGUCAGCAAGGUGGUGUUCAUGAAGUGCGGCCACCUGAUCCACCAGGCCUGCUACGACGAGAUGAUCAAGCACUCGUACCGCUGCCCGGUGUGCAAGAAGACCGUGGUCAACACCGACACGCAGUUCCGCAUCCUCGACCAGGAGAUCCGCCUGCUGCCCUUGCCGCCGCCCUACGACAAGUGGCGCUGCAUCAUCAGCUGCAACGACUGCAAGGGCAAGAGCAACUGCGCCUACCACAUCAUGGGGCUCAAGUGCCGCUACUGCGCCAGCUACAACACGCACCAGUUGAAGUUGAUCAAGCCGGAGGAGCCCGACGACACCCACGACCGGGCCGACAGCGGCGACGACGAGGCUGCGGCGCGGCUCACGUCCAUGCGCCUCGUCAAGACCAACUUGAGCUCCAACUUCGUGAUUGACGAGCAGACUACGGCCGCCGCGGGCGACGGCUUGGCGGCGGAGGACGCGGCGCUGGUCUACGGCGAUUCCGACUACUACGGCGACGACAAUGACGACGAUAACGACGACAUGGCCACCAUGGUGAACAUGCGCCGGCUCACCAGGGCCGUGCUCGGCGAGCACCGGGUGGACCGCACGUCGCUCCUGGCGAUAUUCCAGGACUUCAUCAACGCCUCCAUCACUGCUACUGACGACGAGGCCGAGGCCAGCGACUAGUGCUGGGCUAGCCUGUAUUUUUUUUUUUUGCGUGGCUCCUUUCGCGUCCUGCUUGCUCCUGCCUCGUCCUACUGUUGUUGGUUAAUUGGACGGCCCAAAAUCGCGGCAGCCUGCGAAGUUGGGGCCGCGGCUCGGUGCGCACUCAAGCCCUCGCGGCCAGAUCACGGGGCAGGACGCGGGAACAGAGGGCGGAAAAGCGAGGAAACAGCGGGCGGAAAAUCCCCACGACAGAGGGCGGAAAACAUCUACGAGUGGGCCCGUGGCACCCGCUCCACUUUUUCGGAAAGCCGCCGCGAUUCCAGGCCCUGACUAAAUUCACCUCGGGCUCUUACAAAUA